UUAGAUCGGGCCCUUCCAUUCAGAUAAGUCUAGCCCAUAUGCUCUGACAGGGAAAAGAUGACUCUAGUUUCGCCCUAGAAAUGUCCAGAUGUUUCGCCUAUCCUCCAUAACCCAGAUCAAGGGCACGCCAUCAUCACACGACUCUCCUGCGCAACGAAAUCGAGAGAUUGCAGGCAGCGAGCACACGAAUUCCAUGAGGGGGAGUGCGAGGUCUCUAGUGGAAACUGCAACCAGACAAAUCAAACCUGGCAAUGGAUUUGCGAGGUUGAUGACGAUUACAACUCCCCAGAAGCAUGAGAAGGGGAUCAACCCUACUCAAUCCGCCCUCCCAAAGGAUGAAAACGUCGAGCCCCUCGUCGCUUUCAGCCGGCCGCCUCCUUUGCCACCGGUUCUAGGCCCUUUGAUCGCGCUCUCGCUUUUUCAGACUUCGUCUACUGAUGAAGACAAGAAAUGAGUCACCAGUUCUGUGCAGGGGAGUUGCUUGUAUGAUCGCUGAGUUGGUUACUUUUCGGAGCCUGGCCGUGUAUAUACUCGGAAGUUGUACACAUCAUGUCACUAGUAGUCUGGCAAGUACUCCUACUACGGAAUCUGAACAAUAGUAGUCUUAUGUGUCGACUUUUCGGACUGAAAAAAUUUCGAAGUCUGUCGGUGUGCUAGUA
This is a messenger RNA of Hordeum vulgare subsp. vulgare (domesticated barley), 659 nucleotides long. RefSeq lists its product as uncharacterized. The coding region runs from base 89 to 454 and encodes 121 amino acids. NCBI's taxonomy places the organism in Eukaryota, Viridiplantae, Streptophyta, Magnoliopsida, Poales, Poaceae. The record is from RefSeq and is a predicted model, not a curated record. The transcript has 4 exons.